GUACCGGGCAGGCCGCCGACGGGACGAGAAGCCCGAGGGCGGUGGCACUCUGGUGCGGCAGCCCCGCCAGCGCAGUGAGGGGCGGCGGCCCAGGGAGCGCCCCGGGGGGCGGCGAUGGCGCUGCGGGCGCGGGCGCUGUACGACUUCAGGUCGGAGAACCCGGGUGAGAUCUCGCUGCGGGAGCACGAGGUGCUGAGCCUGUGCAGUGAGCAGGACAUCGAGGGGUGGCUGGAGGGCGUCAACAGCCGCGGGGACCGCGGGCUCUUCCCGGCUUCUUACGUGCAGGUGAUCCGCGCCCCCGCCGCCGAGCCGCCGCCGCCCGCCCGCUACGCAAACGUCCCCGUCGGCGGAUUCGAGCCGCUGCCGCCCCCCGCCGCCUUCAAACCGGCGGCGCAGCAGCCUCCGCCCGAGCCCUUCCCGCCGCCCCCCGCCGGGUAUCCCUUUCCGCCCUACGGCGGCUCCUACCAGCCCAGCCAGGGCAGCGAUGACGACUGGGACGACGACUGGGACGACAGUUCCACGGUGGCCGACGAGCCGGGCGCCCUGGGCAGCUCCUACCCCGACUAUGAGGCGGCGGGCGGCGGCGCCUCGGGCCGGUACCGCCUGUCCACCCGCUCCGAGCCGUCCCUGGGCCCCCGCGGCGCGGGGCACCCACCGGGACACCCGCACCCACCCGGCGGCGGCGGCGCCGCCAAGAGCUCGGCCACGGUGAGCCGCAAUCUCAAUCGAUUCUCCACCUUCGUCAAAUCUGGCGGAGAGGCCUUCGUGCUGGGCGAGGCGUCGGGCUUCGUGAAGGACGGGGACAAACUGUGCGUGGUGCUGGGCCCCAGAGGCCCCGAGUGGCAAGAGAACCCCUAUCCUUUCCAGUGCUCCAUCGAGGACCCCACCAAACAGACCAAAUUCAAGGGCAUGAAGAGCUACAUCGCCUACAAGCUGGUGCCCAGCCACACCGGGCAGCAGGUGCACCGCCGCUACAAGCACUUUGACUGGCUCUACGGGCGACUAGCUGAGAAGUUCCCUGUCAUCUCCGUGCCCCACUUGCCAGAGAAGCAGGCCACUGGCCGCUUUGAGGAGGACUUCAUCUCUAAACGUCGCAAAGGCUUGGCAUGGUGGAUGGACCAUAUGUGCAGCCACCCUGUGCUCGCUCAGUGUGAUGCCUUCCAGCACUUCCUCACCUGUCCCAGCACAGAUGAGAAGGCCUGGAAACAGGGCAAGCGCAAGGCUGAAAAGGAUGAAAUGGUGGGUGCCAACUUUUUUCUGACCAUCAGUGUCCCCACAGGCCCUGGGGCCAGCCUGGACUUGCAGGAGGUGGAAAGCCAGGUGGAUGGCUUCAAAGCCUUCACCAAGAAGAUGGAUGAGAGUGCCCUGCAACUUAAUCACACAGCCAAUGAGUUUGCCCGCAAACAAGUCACUGGUUUCAAGAAAGAAUACCAGAAGGUGGGGCACUCCUUCAAGUGCCUCAGUCAGGCAUUUGAGCUGGACCAGCAGGCCUUUUCAGCUGGCCUCAACCAAGCCAUAGCCUUCACUGCAGAAGCCUAUGAUGCCAUCGGGGAUCUCUUUGCAGAUCAGCCCCGGCAGGACCUAGAUCCUGUGAUGGAUUUGUUAGCGUUAUAUCAGGGGCAUUUGGCCAACUUUCCAGACAUCAUCCAUGUGCAGAAAGGAGCCCUUACCAAAGUAAAGGAGAGUAAGCGGCACGUGGAAGAGGGGAAGAUGGAGCUCCAAAAAGCUGAGGGCAUUCAAGAACGUUGUAACAUUAUUUCCUUUGCAACCCUCGCAGAAAUUAAUCAUUUCCACAAAAUUCGUGUGAGGGACUUUAAAUCACAGAUGCAGCAUUUCUUGCAACAGCAAAUACUCUUUUUUCAAAAAGUGACACAAAAGCUAGAAGAAGCUCUUCACAAGUAUGACAGUGUUUAGUCUCCUGAUUUGUGGACUUUGCUCAGCACAAAUGUGACCCAGGCAGCAGAGCAAAUGCUGCUGAAGAGCUGUUGCCAGUGGUAGAUGGCGGUACAAGGAUGGGUUUGUGUUCACCUGGAAGCCAGGUUUAAUCUCUGAUUAUGUAGAAAGGAAACAGUUAUAGGGCUGUGUAGUAGAAACAGUACCACGCGUUGUAACUAAGUUAUACUGUGUAUGCCUACACCAUUGUAACUUUUCUGAAAUAAUGAGUAUACUAUUUGCCUUAUUGCUUUUUGAAAUACGGUAUUUAGUGCAUACUUCAUAGACCUCAAAACCUUUUGGGUAUUUAAGGAAGUUGGCUAGAUAAAUGCCUGCUUCAGAUGCCUUUUUACUUUCCUAGAUUUGGAUUUCCUAAAUUCAAACAAUUCUCUGUUUACAGAUUCCUACUAGAGCAGCUAUGUGAUUCUGUGCCUUUAGACUCUAUUUUUCCUUUUCUAGUAAGUCACAUUUUUAUGAUUAAAUGAAUGAAGGGUUGGUGCCUAUGAUGGGAACUGAUGAUGAAACCUCACAUUGACUGGAAAAAAAAUCAGCUGCCAUCCCGUUUGCAUAGCAAGUACUUUCUUAUGACAAAUGUUGGCUCAAAAGGGAAAAGUUAAAUUUAUUCACACUUUCCCUGGAAAUCAAGACUACUUGUUAAAUGUACUAGGAUGUUAAGCACAUGUACAAAAAUACACCAUUUAAUUCCCUUUCUGAAAUAAAUAAUACAGUGAGGGGUGGGUUUUGUGGUUUUUUUGGGGGUUUUUUUUGUUUUGUUUUG
Vidua macroura (Pin-tailed whydah) is the source of this 2710-nucleotide messenger RNA. RefSeq names its product sorting nexin 18 (gene SNX18). Gene Ontology annotation, molecular function: phosphatidylinositol binding; protein binding. The transcript has 2 exons. Gene Ontology annotation, biological process: mitotic cell cycle; endocytosis; cleavage furrow formation. Gene Ontology annotation, cellular component: cytoplasmic vesicle; plasma membrane. The coding region runs from base 115 to 1914 and encodes 599 amino acids. NCBI's taxonomy places the organism in Eukaryota, Metazoa, Chordata, Aves, Passeriformes, Viduidae. The record is from RefSeq and is a predicted model, not a curated record.